AUGAAACCAAGAGUGAUUCUCACCUGCCUGGCAACGUUCUACUGUGGCUGUUUGGCCUCAGAGCUGUCUUUCCUGCUGGAGCCAAGUGAUGUGAUCGCGGUAAGGGAACGCCCGCUUAUGCUCGACUGUCGGGUGCAGGGUGAAGAACCGAUCAUGGUUACAUGGCGUAAAAACGGGGUGCCUUUACCCACCAGCCAGCGGGUUCAGGUGCUGGCAAAUGGCACGUUGGUCAUCCAGAGCUUCCAGAAACGCAAAGAAGGGAGCGACGCGGAUAUGGGCGAGUACGACUGCGCUGCCCAAAACCGCUAUGGCAUGCUGGUCAGCCGCAAGGCCAAAGUCCUUUUGGCAUCUCUUCCUAAGUUCCACACCCACCCACUGUCCAUGACUGUGGAUGAGGGAAGUGUCGCUCGCUUCCAGUGUCAGAUCAACGGAGUACCUGAGGCCAAAAUCACCUGGGAGAAAGACCGAGUACCACUCAACAACACUGACAACAGAUACACUCUCCUGCCAAUGGGUAUUCUCCAGGUGACAGGCGUGAGGCAGGCGGAUGCAGGGGUUUUCCGCUGUGUCGCCACCAACCCUGCCAACACUCGCUACAGCCAUGAGGCCAUGCUCAACAUCACUGGUGGAGCACUAAGAACCUACAAGGAGCCGGUCAUCCUGUCAGGACCCCAGAAUCUGACCAUUACUGUCCAUCAGACAGCCAUCCUGGAGUGCAUUGCCACAGGAAACCCAAGGCCAAUUGUUUCCUGGAGCAGGCUAGACGGACGCUCCAUUGGGGUGGAGGGUAUCCAGGUUCUGGGGACGGGGAACCUGAUGAUCUCAGAUGUUUCCCUGCAGCACUCUGGUGUGUAUGUGUGUGCUGCCAAUCGGCCCGGCACCAGAAUGAGACGUACUGCACACGGACGACUCGUGGUACAAGCUCCUCCUGAGUUCCUGCAGUGGCCGCAGUCUGUUUCCAAACCAGCAGGGGGCAGUGCUGUGUUCACCUGUGUGGCCCAGGGCGUCCCCGAACCUCACCUCAUCUGGCUGAAGAAUGGCAAGGUCCUGAUGCCCGGACACAACGUCAAGCUGACCAAUAACAACAGCACUCUGGCUCUGACCCGUAUCAGCUCAGAGGACGAGGCUAUCUACCAGUGCAUCGCUGAGAACAGUGCUGGCACUAACCAAGCCAGCGCCCGUCUAGCCGUGGCCCAGGCUAAAGACCUGCCCGCCACCCCCCAGGGCCUCACAGCCAUCGGGCUGUCCACCAUUGCCCUGCAGAUCACAUGGAACCAGCCACCCGCCAACGUCACCGACAGCAUCAUCGGAUACGUCCUGCACAUCCGCAAAAUAGGGGAGCCUGACAGUCUGGAGCUGCAGGAAGCCAUCAGUAAAGAUACCUUCCAGCAUGAUGUGACCAACCUGGAACCAGCCACCACCUACUCCCUCUACCUGAAGGCCUACUCUCCUCUGGGAGCCAGCCAGCAGUCCUACACGGUGGUGACUACAACACUAGGGGGUGUGCCGACCCCUCCCACCUUCUUCACCAAGGUAAUAAACUCCAGUGCCGUGCAGGUCCUCUGGGAGCUCCCCAGUAAGGCCGGCAAGGCUGAGGGCUUCAGGCUGUCCUACCGCAGGGUCCCUCACGCUGACUUCGAGAGGCCAAUCCAGUUGCCCUGUCACAUCAAUGCCCACACCAUCUCUAAACUGGAAUCGGGUGCAGUGUAUGAAGUCAAACUGGUGGCCUACAAUGGAAACGGGGAGAGUGACUGCUCCAAGAGACUGGUAUCGCUGGCAGAGGAAGGCAUGAGUGACCAAGCCAGUGGAGGGGACAGUCUGUGUCAGUGCAGGGAUGGAGAGGCCUCUCUUGGCAGCAUCGUAAUUGGCAUCCAUAUUGGCACCGCCUGUAUCAUCUUCUGUGUUCUCUUUCUCAUGUUUGGAUACCGUCGCAGUCUGUUUUGCAGUAAAGGGACUCAGGACAGCUGGUCUCUACCGAGGGACAACACAGGACACAAUGGCAUUCCUAAAGAUGGAGCAAACCACCCCAGAUUGGAGUCAGUACCUCAGGGGAUCUGUUCAGCGCAGUACCAGGUUGUCAUUGAGCAGCACUUGUCAGGUUUGCCUGGCACAGACACUGGCUAACACUGGUCAAUAACAUCAACACCCACAUCUCUGUCUUCCCCUCCAAACGUCUGCUACUCACCCAAGCCUCCCAUCAAUGAGCACCUUCUGUGCCCUAUGAUAGGGGUCAGUCAUAGGUUUAGUCAACCAAAACCUGCUGCUAAUAGCCUGAAAGUAGCCUCCACAAAACUGUGACAGAGUACUUAUAUCCUGGUCCUUUUGCCACCCCAUCCCCUUCAUCCUACCUCAAACCAAAGCGUAUUGCCUUUAUUGCCUGUGCACAUGCACAUGUGCAUGUAGAAAAAGCCUUCAAAAAGCAUUGCCACUGUAGUUGAGGACCUGUCACAUUAUUUUUCUGUGUACACCACAAACACAUGUCACUUUUCGAGUGGGAGUCUGUUCCAUAACCAAAAUAUUUCAUUCCUCAGAUCUCCUCUGGUAAGCUGACAUGUGAACAUGUGCACUAUGGUCUUAAAACCAUAAAUUAAGCCAUUAUUAGUCUGUUGUGACAGAACUCUUGACUUUGCCUUCAGGUCCUUUGCAAUAAGAAAGGGAAGAAACACAGUGGCCUUAUGAAGGAGAAAGUCUGAUUAGAAAUGAUUGUCUAUCACCAUACAAGCCAUUUAGAGGAACCAUUUAAACAGGCAUUCUUUAGUCAACUCUUCCUCACCCAAACAUCCCAAAGAAAGCUACUUUGUUCUGAAAGAAUGUCUGAGCCAUAGUUAAGGCCAAUUUUAGCCUGAUUGUGCUGCUUGUGCUAGCCUACCUCAACCAAUACCUACUGAAACCUUCCCCUUCAGCAACUACUUCCCCAACCACUGCCAGUGUACUGUGCCAGUCGCCAACCAGGCCAGUCCAGAGAGUGCUCACCAGGAUGACUACCAGGGAGAGCAUAACUGUGGCAGAGCCUGAAUUCCACUGCCACAAGCCUAAGCCUUACUGUACCAGAGACCGACAAGAGCCUUAACAACCUCCUAUUCAAACCAGGUCCCUUUUUGUUUCCGUCAACAUGUCUAGUAUUUUGAAUGUUGAAAUCUUCAACUUUUCUGACAUCAGAAGACAUCAAGGAGGCCAUGUAGUGUUGCCUAUGGCUUUCAAAUACCCACGAGUGUCCAUCUCCAAAGACAUAUUUGUGAAGAGGAUGUAGCUCAUGGAAAAUAUGGACCUCAAAGAGUGCUUGGUGAACAUUUAAGCCAUGCAUCGGAUUUUUUCCUAUGAAGUACAUCAAAGAAAACAAGUUCAAACUAGCCGGAUGCUUGUUUGAUCUGCACAAACCUGAUGGCACACCGAUGAUAAGCCAAAAAAUUACUGUUUGAGGCCACACUGCCAAGUUAACUCUCCAGAUGCCAAAUUGGUCACCCUGGGACCUUGAAGACACUGAGUUGGCGGGGAAAGAAGUUUUAAGGUGAUACUUGCCUGAAUGCACGGACAAGGCUUGUGCUUCACCGUGUCAGCCUAUCCAAAAAGUUCUUCUAUGAAAACCAAGCUUAAUGAUACCCAAAGAUGUAAACAUUUUGAUGGUUUUCUUUAUUUUCCUUUGAACAUUAUUUUAAGAGAGACUACAUUUACUCAAAGUUUUGGAUUGUUCCUGUUUGAAAGGGGUCAUCUGUGUGUCAAGUGCUUUAACUGAACCCAAGCCAAAAAAAUUCUCAUGAUUUCAUUAUCAUUUUUUAAAUAAUAUCUUUCAUUUCCUUUAGUUUGGUCAUUCCAGAUGCACCCCUUUAACAUGGAACUUUUUAUUUUGUUGAUCGUAACAUUUAACUUUUAAAGAGUAACCAAAUGUCAGAUAUUUUGAAAUACUUUCUAUGUCAAUACUAAAUACUAAGAAAUACUUGCUUUCUUUUUUUAAAGUAGUUGAAUUCUUGCCAAAUAUUUAGCUAAAGAAAUGUGUAACCAAAUACCUCUACAUUUUAAACAUUCAGAGUCUUUACCUUUACACUUGCUCAUAACCAAAGCACAGCAACAUGCUUGUGAGCGUGAUAGUAUACAUGUGUGUGAAUGGCUAACAAUAGGAGAACCUUGAGGGCAGCAGCUAUGAGAAGAAACCACAAAUUUAGAUUCAAAGAGUUGCUUUUGACCCAAGUUGUUUUUUACAUAGCUCCCAAAGAACACAACUACAUUUAAAGUCCAGCUGAAAUUGAAUUCCACGUUUCCCUUUGAAAAGAAAAUCAGUCCCCAAAAAGAAAUGAGCUUUUCUUAUGUAUCUCUAAAUACCCUUUUUUCUUCCUCUCCAUGAUGGAAAACCAUAGCAAUACAAUUUAAAAGUCACUUCGACAUCAUUUUUGACUUUAAAAAGGGAUGAUUGAUUGUGAUUUCAGAUGGACUUUAAAAAGGUUUCCAACUGAAAACAUGAAAAAAUGCUUGGAACCAGGAUAUCAAGCAUGAAAAGUUGACUUGAAUCAUUAACCAAAAGUGUGUGUUGCUUUUCUGGCCCUCAAGGUUUACCUUAACCCUUUUAUCAGUGUUUCAAUUUUCCUCAAAGAAAAGACAGGGGAUUUCCCCCUCAUCUCCUCUCUGUCACAACUGAAAGCUGUUAAAUUAAUGCGAUACCAAAAAGUGUAUUUGAUAUGGAAGACCUAAAAAGUCAACGUGUUUUUGUAGUGUGAAGUGUGUAGCGGUUAAACUAGUUUUUAAAAUGGAAAGCAUUUGCUGCUUCUGUUUGAAAUGAUUCAUUGCUCUGCCUCUUUUCAUUUGAGUCUUUUGUUCUUCCUGCUGUGCACAGGAAAAGUUGCCAAAGCAAAUGUUUGCUUUUUUUAAAGUUUAUUAUUGUUAAUUAUUAUUAGAUCUGAUAACAUUAAUUAUGAUAAUUUCAAAUGUUUUUGUUUGUUUGUUUUUUUACGUGUAAGAAUGAUAUGAAAAUGAUUGUUAGGAUUACUUUGUGAUGUUCUUUGAGCAAGUGAUGUGAGUUUUCCAGAGAUACUAAAUUUAAGGCUGGAAAGAUUUUGAAGCCAAACUCACGUUCUGCCCUGGAGAGCCAGUGACUAGAAGAAAAAGAACCACAAAAAAGGAAGAAAAAAAAGGUAGGAAAGUAGAAACUGGCUGCUAGUACCAAGGAGAAACAAUGCUUUAAUGAUUAUAAGUGCUUCUCUGUUCUCUAAGCUUUCCACUGGUGUAUUGAUGCCCACUGAAAACCUAAAGCUUUAAACCUGUUGUGACUGGGGUACUGUCCUUGGUCUUUGGCCAAAAUAAAAAGGUUGGGAGAUAAAGGAUUGACUGGAGAUAAGCUGCAGCUGGAAACAGAGACCAAGCUGGGACUUGGAAGCCUUUCACAUUACAUGUUUUUUAUAUGGUACAUUCACACAAAAAUGUCAGUUCACGCAAAUGACAAAAAACCCUAACCAUAGUUAAUUUACUAAGGUUACCAAGGUCUGUCAUCAACCUGGUUCAGUGGAAGUGAAUGGAAUCUUUGUAGCUUAAAAUUGGACUAUUUAACUAAAAAAGAAAUAGGAAUUGUUUUGAAUGAAUUCAUAAGGGAUAAAACACACCUUUGCUUAAUUGAUUAUACAUAUGUCUUACUUUGCAUGGUAUGGCCAGUAGUGCAUGGUGGAAAUGUAUGUAACUUUAAAUAGAGAUUGCUGCGUUACUGGCAUUACUUAGUUAGUUCACUGACUAAUCUCUACUUGUGCUUCUGUUACACUGUGUUGGAGCAUUGUAUCCCGUAAUUUACCACUUGUGGCCACUGUGUUCAGCAAAAGUUACAUAGGUUAACUUUAAAACGUUUAAAAAAUAUUUGAAAAACUCUACAGCAGUUGUACUUUCUACUGUCUAGAUACACUAAAGGGUAAGAGGGAAAAUGUGUCUUUUUGUGAUUUGUUUGAACUGACCCUUAAAUGUUGUUUAUUUAUUUAUUUAGCCUGAAGGCCCCUGUUGUAAGUCUUUAAGUUGUGAAGGUAAUUACAAGACAACACCAGUACUUUGCAAUAGAAACUGUGGCGCUCAUAUGACAAACUUCUAAUAAAUUGCAUAUUUACUGUCAGUUAAUAUCCUGAUGGUACUUAGUGUCCAUAAGCUACUCUUCUUUGUAGCAAGGUAUUGUUUCUGUUGAUAGCUGCAUGUAGAUAAAAGUGUAUGAUAAUGGACACAGAACAAACAUGACUGUAAAGCAAAAGUUGGUGUAAAAUUGUACCUUUUUACAUGAUUAUUAAAGCAUGAUAGUUUAAACUAAGAAAUAUUUAAGAGAAGAGCUAAACGUAUCUGCUAACAUGUGAUAGCAGCAUUCUUUAACUCUCUAAUUAGUGCCAAACAGCUUGGUCUCUGUGUGACUGCAGACUGCUCUAUCUGAAUGUCUGCACUUUUUCUCCUUCCUUGAUCACAUUCCAACAUGCCUAAAACCAAAUAA
Molecule: messenger RNA, 6442 nt
Organism: Sander lucioperca (pikeperch)
Lineage: Eukaryota; Metazoa; Chordata; Actinopteri; Perciformes; Percidae
Product: immunoglobulin superfamily DCC subclass member 3
Exons: 14
Coding region: 1-2124 (707 amino acids)
Biological process (GO): cell-cell adhesion; axon guidance
Cellular component (GO): axon; plasma membrane
Molecular function (GO): protein binding
Source: RefSeq, a predicted model, not a curated record